Rotaria socialis is the source of this 3690-nucleotide messenger RNA. NCBI's taxonomy places the organism in Eukaryota, Metazoa, Rotifera, Eurotatoria, Philodinida, Philodinidae. The record is from the annotation of a GenBank genome assembly.
AUGAACAACAACGGAAAUACAAAUGGUGGAACCAAUAACAAUAGCAAUACGAAAAAAAUGAAAUUUAAUUUGAAUAAAUCGGUUCAAGUGACGAAACUGUUUUUUCGGGAAAACCAAGCAUUUCUAAAGAAUGCAACCGUUUUUACCAUGGUCGAUACUCACAAUCCAAAUGGCACGAAAGAAUCAUUUUCAUCUGCCGUAUCGGGUACAGUAACAAAAUUACACAUUCAUGAAUGGGACAUUCUAUCAGAGGGCUCAAUCAUUUUGGAAUAUGAAGAAUGUCUUCAUCCGAUAACAUUCAAAAGUUUAUGCUGUGAUUGUGGUGCGGAUUUAAAUAAGUUAAAAGAUACAAUGGAAAUGAUUGCAUCAAGAACUACUGUCAUCGAUACAUUAAGCGAUGAAUCUCUAUUAUCACCAUCAACCGCGAUGAGAGCAGCCACAACAAUUUCGAUGGAACACACUGUACCAGAACUUAAAAUAACAGCAGAAAUGGCAGAAAAAUAUAGUAUUGAAGAGCGAGGUCGUCUUCUUCGUGAACGUAAACUUGAUUUACUUGUUGAUCUUGAUCAAACACUUCUUCAUACAACAAAUUCAAGUCAUUAUUAUCCCUAUUCACCGGAUGUUAUUGCUUAUCAAUUAAAUGCUCAAUCAUCACAAACAUUCUACACAAAAUUACGUCCCGGUGUAAAAGAAUUCCUCACUAAUCUUUUACCCUACUAUCAAUUUCAUAUUGUUACAUUCGGUGAACGUCUUUAUGCGCAUACAAUGGCAAAAUUAAUCGACCCAAAUAAAACAUUUUUCUAUCACAGAAUUUUAUCUCGUAACGAAUGUUUUGAUCCAACAAGAAAAACAGCUAAUUUAAGCGCCUUAUUUCCUUGCGGAGAUUCAAUGGUUUGCAUUAUCGAUGAUCGGGAAGAUGUUUGGAAUUACGCAAGAAAUCUCGUACAUGUUAAACCUUAUGUAUGGUUUAAAGAUGUUGGCGAUAUCAAUGAUAUCAAUCUUCCAUCUCCAGCUAUUCCAAGUGAACAAUUAAUUCCACCAAUAAGCGAAAAAGAAUUUGAAGAACAGUUAGAAAAUAGCGAACAUCUUGCUGAUGAACGUAUGGAAAUGAAUAGCAAUGCAUUAAUAGAACGUACAACAGAAGAAGGUUAUCAGCAUGCUAUAACCAGAGGUGAAAAACGAAAACUCGAUACUGAUAAUAAUACAAAUGAACAUACGGAUUGCGAAGAAGCAAAUAAAAAAUUAAAAGAACAAAGUGAUAAUAAUGAUGAACAAACUAACACGACAACACUUCCAGUAAAUAACGAGUCAAAUAUUACCGCCGACAGUGAUAAUUAUUUAUGUCAAUUAGAAAUAAUUUUAAAACGUGUUCAUACUGAAUUUUACACAUCCUAUGACCAAUGGACACAAGAUAAAGCACGUGGUAUGCCAGAUUUAAAACACAUCCUACCGGAUAUACGUCGACAAGUACUAGGAGCAGUUUCACUUUGUUUUUCUCAUCUUAUGCCACAAGGAUAUCCAUUAGAAAAACAUCGCGCAACAAUACUUGCUCGAGCUAUGGGCGCAACUGUUACACAAGAUAUAGAGAUAGAUGAUAAUGGAAAUUGUUCGACCACACAUGUUGUUGCGGGAAAACGAACAACUAAAGUUGAUCGAGCUUUUAAAUAUAAUAUUCAUGUCGUGACACCGGAAUGGUUGAUUGAUUGUUAUGAACAAUGGGAAAGAAAAUCAGAAGAUAUUUAUACUUUACAUUCAAAUUAUGACGUGAAACAAUCGAGAUUAUUUACUAAAGACGCACCUAGGCCAGUAUCGUAUGAGCCUAACAUUGUCAACGAACGAGUAUCUUUAAAUAGACCAAAGACUCAAACUCCACCUGAUGAUGAACCAACAUCAAGUUCGACAGUUAGUAAAUCUGCUAAACCACCGUUAAAACGUCCUCGUACACCAGAAAUACCUCCGACCACUACUGACACAGCCAAUGAUGCGGUUGAUGAAGACGAUCAAUCAGCAACAAAACGAUUUAAUUUCAGCAUGAGCGUUGAUGAGUUAUCUGAUAUGGAAAAAGAAGUCAACGAUUUUUGUAAUGAUGAUGAAGAUGAUGACGACGAUACUGAAACGCUAAGUCGGCCUACAAAACAACAACGAACAACGUCAUUUACUCCAACGGCAACAGCAACAACAGAUAUUCCAAAUGAUGAUGAUAAUUAUGAUUCGGACUCAUCCAGUAGCCAAAAGCUUCGUGAUCUUAUACUUGGUAAAAAACCUGAAACUGAUUCCGACGAAGAAAGUCUCAGUGACGAUGAUGCACCUCGCGGUUGGAAAGAAGAUGCUUUACAGGCAUUCAGCGAACUCAAUAUUCGUCUGACAACAUUAUUACUUGAGCGAGGUUUCUAUCGUAAUGUCAAUCUAUCAUCUAGUCGAUAUUAUCAAUUUCAAACUCUUUUACCUUUACUACGAUUAAAUGAAAUACAUUCACUUCUCAUUGAUUGUUAUGCAUCGCCUCUUCAACUGAGUAAAUGGCCUCAUUUACCUCAUUUGAAAACAUUACGAGUAAAGUGUCUACCUGAUUGCUAUGAUCUUUACCGUUUUAUACUACAACAUGCCAAAUCAUUGCUUCAUCUUACAGUUGAAUCAAGUAGUUAUAGUCGUAGGUCAUUUAAAUGGCAUUUCACAGAAGAAUGGAUAUUUCUUGAUAAUUUGACUUCUUCUAAUGUUAUGCCUAUUUUACGACGAAUGAAUUUUGCAAUUGUUAUUAAUGCUGAUAAUCUGAAUCAAAUGAAUCACUCAGCACUUUUCACUGAUUAUCGUCAUGUUGAUGUCCAUUAUGCAUUUAUUCUUGAUGACAAUCGAUCGCAUAGUGAACUUAGUGAAUAUGUACCACGCGGUAGUCAGUCUCAUUCACACGAAAUAGAUAGUGCAACAUUUACUUCUGACUGUUGGCCUGAUAAUAAUCUAUUCGAAACUCCUGGCGACUAUUAUUGCAAAAAACUGAAAAGUCGGCAACAUCAUCUAUUUUACACUUUGCCAUGGGUCUUUAAUGAAUUUUUUCAAUUAUGUGUUCCAGAUAGAUGUAUUAAUGAAUUGCAAUUUAAAUCAUCUUCUCCGGCUAAUACAAUUGGUUCUGCUAGUCUUGUUAAAUUGAAUAUAUCAGACAAUAUUCCACCAUCUGCUACUCUUCGUUCUCAUAUAAUGUCUGUGAAUCAAAUAGUUGAAGUUCAUUUAUUUCGAUGUGAUAAAGAAGUUUAUUUUAAUUUUCCGAUGGCUACUCAUCUUACUCUUAUCGAUAGUCUUGAUGCAUUGAACAGUUGGGCAUUUGCACCAAAUAUUCGAUCUCUUCAAAUUAUUCUUCAUUAUCAAUGCCUUAAUUUUACAGGUGAUGAUUGGACCAUGUUGAGUACACUCUCAUGUUUACCGCAGUUAAAAUCUUUACGUAUGAUUUUGUAUGAUAUGGGUAAUCCGCCAAAUGGUAUAAGUUCUUCAAUCAUUGUAGCGGCAGCAUUGAGAGUCAUUGACUUUGGCUUUUGCUUUCGACGUGGUUAUGAUAAUCCUGAUUAUGACGUUGAUUCGGUUUAUCAGAUCCACGCUGUAUUUAUCAGAUGUCUACGAAAUCGCAUUAUCGAGUUGUCACUAAAUCAAGAGUUGUCUAUUGCUAUCGAUGAUGAUGGUUGUGGAAUGUUCAUAUGGCUUUGA